Messenger RNA from Lathyrus oleraceus (garden pea), 1137 nucleotides. RefSeq lists its product as uncharacterized. The record is from RefSeq and is a predicted model, not a curated record. The coding region runs from base 1 to 1137 and encodes 378 amino acids. NCBI's taxonomy places the organism in Eukaryota, Viridiplantae, Streptophyta, Magnoliopsida, Fabales, Fabaceae. The transcript has 2 exons.
AUGGCCGCUCAAAGCUCUCAAUUUCAAGAAGAGACUCGAAGUAAUUUAAAAAACACAGGUGCUUCAAUUAAGAAUCUUGAAAUACAAAUGAGUCAGAUAGCACAACAACUAGCGGGUUCUCCACAACAGGGAGUUUUACCAAGUUCUACGGUUACUAAUCCAAGAGAAAAUUAUCAUGUGAAUGCGGUGACCACCAGGAAUGGUAAGUCAAAAGAAAUACCUGAGAAGAGUUCUGAAGAAGAAGACUUAUUGCUUGAAGUUGAUCUAGAGAUAAAAGAAAAUGAGGUUGCAAAUGAAGAGGUCACUCAUGAUGAACGAGUGGUUAAAGAUAAAGUGAAUGAUCAAAAACCGGCCGUCAAACUGCCAUUCCCAACAAGAAAUAAGAAGAAAGGGCAGCAUGAGAAAAACUUUGAGAAGUUCUUGGAAAUGUUUAAAAAGCUUGAGCUAAACAUUCCUUUCUUGGAGGCGCUUGAGCAAAUGCCUACCUACGCAAAGUUCAUGAAAGACAUCAUCUCGAAGAAGCGGACCAUAGAAACUAACCCGAUUAUUCUAACGGAAACUUGUAAUGCCAUUUUGCAGGGUAUGAAGGUUCCGGUGAAAAAGAAGGAUCGAGGUUCUCUGACCAUUCUGUGUGCCAUUGGAGAUAGAUCCUUCAAGAAAGCUCUAAUUGAUUUGGGAGCGAGUGUAAGUCUGAUGCCGCUGUCUAUCUAUAAGAAGUUGGGGAUAGAUGAAGAGAUACCAAUCAUUUUGGGGAGACCAUUUUUAGAGACCGGGAGAUGUUUGAUCGACAUAGAAGAAGGCACGAUGACUUUGAAAGUGUAUGAUGAAGAGUUAAAAAUUGAUGUGCGAAACACCAUGAAGUACAAGGAUGAGGUUGCUACUAGCCAACAUAUUGAGACAAUCGAUCAAAUAUGUGAAAAGAAAAAUUGCUUGACAACACAAAAAUUUCCCUUGGAAAGGGUGUUGAGCUUAUCAAUUUUUAACAAAGAGGAAGUAGUUAACGAGAAAGAUAUGGAAGUUUUAGCCAUGACGGAAGCAUCACCACCUUUUAAAGGUUAUCGACACAACCGGUGGAAAGAUUUAAGGCAACCCUUAGUGGAAGAAAAGAAAGAUGAACAAAGAAGGGAACCGAAUUGA